UUGUAAACACUUAUGUGCAGCUUCCUCAGGCUUCAGAAGUCGCUAGCGCGUUUGGACGGCGGCAAAUGUUUCUGUUCAGGAAGUCUGCCAUGCCAUAGUUGUAUUUAUGAACCGUACAGCUAUCAAGUGCAGUUUUAAAAUCUUUCUUGGCGUGUUCACAAGACCGCAGCGUAUCGUUUGCUACUUGCGCCAGUCUCCGUUAGCUUAGACAUCAGCUCGGCUCCCGCUGGUGUUUUUCUCUCGGACUUCCUGCUCCUCCUCAGCGCUGCCAUGGCGCUGUCGCUGGUCAACCUUUGUGCCCGGGAGGUGGUGAGUGACCACGGCUCGUCUCUGUGCUGGCUCCGGUGGGUACCGAGGGAGCUGUACGGAGCUCUGCUGCAGGCCGCUUUCUCCGGCUGCAGACCUCUGGCAGUCGGCGAGCUGGUGCACCGGUGGCCUGAGCGAAGCCUGAGAGUUGGGGGACCAUGGAAGCCCGGACAGAGAGCCCCGAAUAGGCUUUGUAUCCAGGCUCUGCUGCUGGCGGUGGUGAAGGGACUGACUGAUCCAAGAUGUGCUCUCAGAAUUCUGGACCUCUGUGGGCUGCAGGGUGACGAGGGGUCCAUGGGAGACCCUAUGGGUGGCUGGUCACUCACUGUAGCCCUCUGCAACAUGGUGGUCCAAGCCAGAGCUGGAGCUCAGAAGAGAGAAGGCGAGAGGGAGAGGAAAAGAUUCUCGGCUCUGGAGCGUGACAAGGAUGUGAAGAGAGAGAGAGGGAAGAGGCGAGAAGUUGACUGUGAUGAAGGAGAAUCAAAGGAAAUCAUCAUGGACGACAAAGAGAAGAGUGAAGAAGAAAUGAUGAAAGGAGUGAGGAGGAGGAUGGAGAUGGAGAGGAGAACAGGUGCUCCGGUGAUAAUGGUCGAAGAGAGCCGAGAGGAGAAGGAGGGGGAAGAUUUAGACAGUGGUGUGUUGGUGCACGUGAGAGCUGAUCUGUUUGUCAGCGCUCGCUCUUGGGAGCGUGUGCGGGUCGCCCUGAGCAGCACCGGGCCCCUGAAGCUGCAGUGCAGGUUCCUCAGAGUAGAGGAGAUCUCUGUGUCCAGCAUCAAAACUCUUCUGGGUCUCCUACCACAUCAGGUUCUCCUUGGAGUGGACGUACGCUACAGCAACCUCGGGGUGUCCGGCUUGGCCCAGUUGCUGCCGCUGCUCUCCACGUUUCCUCAUCUCCACUCGCUCCGCCUCCACUACUGUAACCUGGACUUUCACAGAGAGGACACGGGUCAGAGUGAAGCUCUGAGGGAACUGUCACAGGGAUUGUCUCAACUGAAGAGACUCAAGUGUCUCAGUCUGACUGCGCUGCGGUUACCUGGACAUCUGCGGGUGCUGCUCAGCUCACUGCCUCGGCCUCUGGAGGUCCUGGAAGUUCCCUACUUGAGGCUGAGUCCCUCCGACUUGGCCUACUUGUCCUGCAGCCAUCACGCCUCCUCACUGCAGCAGUUAGAUCUCAGUGAGAACCGGAUGGAUGGAGGAACAAUGAUCUGCAUGCGACGCCUGCUCUCCAAUGCCUCCGCCACGCUGCAGCAUCUUUCCCUGAGCGGCUGCGGCCUGACCGAUGACCUGCUGGCUCUGCUGAAGCCUUCCCUGGGCAGCUGCUCGGCUCUCAAGAGCCUGGCGUUCGCUCUGAACCCGCUCUCAAUGGCGGGAGUGUUGGACCUGGUGAGGAUGGCGGUCAAGAUGCCUUCUCUCAAGCAGCUGCUGUAUCCGAACCCCCUGGAGGACUACCAAGCCGGCCUUCCUGACCUGCCGUCCAGCGCACAGCUCCUGGACUGGCCUCUUGACGAAAGCACUGACACAAGCGCGACCAGCAGUCAGCUGAACCAGGUGCUGAUCGACAGCGGCCGCUCCGACCUCAUGCUGACCUGCGACCUCCUCAACUAUGAUAAAGACCUGUUGGACUGAACUAAAGGUCAUACAAUGACACAGGUGCUCAAGGAGCACCGUUGAGUGCAAGUGCUGACUUUUCUUAAAUUUGAAAACAAGUUAACAACCUUCAUCUUGUCUAUACUCGGCCUGUUACGUGUCACUAUUCAAUAGUCAAAUGAACUUAUUAUUUUUUGAUCUAUUGAAUUGAAACUCAUUUCAUCUUUGGGAUACUACUAAACAAGGAAAGGUUAUCCUGAUUUUUUUUUUUUUCAGAAAAAAAAGCUUACUGACGCUGAAGAUCUGCGCCUCCUAAUCUGAGGUUGUACCUAGAUCGAAAAAGGAGAUGUUAAUUAAAUGAAGGUAACGCAUCCGUGCCUCACGUGGAGCGAUAAGGCUAUGUUUAGGUCUUGACUGUGAGUGAGGAGAGCGUAAAGUGAGACUGAUCUGAGUGGCUUAAGCCGAACACCAGUUUAGAAGGUAGUUUUAUUUCAGUGAUCAGCUGAGACUCUUGAACAGAGCUGCUGUCUCCCCAUCUUGGAAAGAGGGACUUUUUUUCCCUACAGGAACGAUCUGAAAGGACCUGGAAUCACCUCGGCCAUGAAAAUGACUUCAGUAAUGGCUUGACUCUGAAUUGGAUACAUUUUGUUUUCGAACUAGUGUGACUGUCAUUCUGGUUGUUCAAGAUGAAAGUGUCACAUGGCAACAAGCUACAGAUAAGUGGUUGGUUAUUGAAAGAGCAGCUCAGCUAAGCUGUUAAGAGCUUUAAGUGGCCUUAGUCAGCAGACUUGGAGUGGAUGUUUCUGCAGAUGUUUUAUUUUACUUCUAGAAAUGUAAGUUUUGCUUUUUUUGUAUGAGGAUUGUGUUAUAUUUAUGCAAAAGACACAUCUUAAAUGAAUGUAACUCCGCCCAACUCUAUUGA
This is a messenger RNA of Synchiropus splendidus (mandarinfish), 2815 nucleotides long. RefSeq names its product leucine-rich repeat-containing protein 14. Gene Ontology annotation, cellular component: cytoplasm. The coding region runs from base 271 to 1932 and encodes 553 amino acids. NCBI's taxonomy places the organism in Eukaryota, Metazoa, Chordata, Actinopteri, Syngnathiformes, Callionymidae. The transcript has 3 exons. The record is from RefSeq and is a predicted model, not a curated record.